This is a messenger RNA of Amyelois transitella, 1507 nucleotides long. Its product is annotated as cytochrome b5-related protein. The coding region runs from base 63 to 1424 and encodes 453 amino acids. NCBI's taxonomy places the organism in Eukaryota, Metazoa, Arthropoda, Insecta, Lepidoptera, Pyralidae. Gene Ontology annotation, biological process: lipid metabolic process. Gene Ontology annotation, cellular component: mitochondrion. The record is from RefSeq and is a predicted model, not a curated record. The transcript is spliced from 6 exons. Gene Ontology annotation, molecular function: heme binding.
GCUUCAACACAAACAUUACAUGAUUAUAUCGUGUUCUUCCUUCCAUUAAGACAGACGAUACAAUGCCGCCCCAAGCCUCUGAUUGGACAACUUUGGCUCAAAAAAGAGCGGACGAAAAGAAGACUCAUGUAAGCUUUCCGCAGUUGAAGUAUCCUUCACUUAGAGAUGAAUGGAUAAGAGAUCCAAUAAAUUGGUUGCAAGGUAAGGCCAUGGAUGAUGGAGCGGAAGGACUGUGGAGGGUGAACGACAAAUUAUAUGAUUUAAGUGAUUUUGUGAAAAAACAUCCAGGCGGCGAAGAAUGGCUGGAGCUCACUAAGGGUACGGAUAUCACCGAGGCGUUUGAGGCUCAUCAUAUUAAUCCUGCAACAGAGAAACUUCUGGACAAAUAUUAUAUUCGAGACGCUUCCAGUCCCCGCAACUCUCCUUUCACAUUUGAAGAAGAUGGUUUUUACAGAACAUUGAAAAGAGCGGUAUAUGAAGACUUAAAGAAAAUACCCAAAGAUGUUUCCAAAACCUCGAAUAUGAUCACUGAUGGCUUAUUUCUCUCUCUUUUAUGUACUUCUGUAUUCGCAUGCUGGACUGAAAAUUAUUAUUUAGCAAACAUUUGGUACCUACUCGCAUCUGUAAGUCUUGCUCUUUUGACUGUGGCUUGUCAUAACUACAUUCAUAGAAAGACAAAUUGGAGGAUGUAUUUGUUUAAUAUGAGUAUGUGGUCUUACAGAGAUUUUCGCGUGUCUCACGUAAUAUCUCACCAUCUUUACACGAACACGCUGAUGGAUUUGGAGAUCAGUUCCUUGGAGCCGUUCCUGUUCUUCAAUCCCAGGAAGGAUAAACCACUCCACGCGAGAUUGGGAUUCAUUACGGAAUUAUUUCUGUUCCCGUUUAUAUUUCUACUCAGCUUUACUAAGAGAUUCCUGUCACUAUUCCUCCGUCGAGACUUCUUCCGAAGGCACUACCGCUGGCAUGACGCCAUCGGCCUCCUGCUUCCAGUGUGGAUGUGUCUGAUCAGCGGGUCUCCGGUACUGCAUGUAGUGUACACGUGGCUUUACAUUAAUUGCACCGGCAGCUUACUGUUCUACCUGAUCGGUGUGAACGCGGCCCAUCAUCAUCCUGAUGCUAUUAAAGAUGGUGAUCAACCUAAGUCUGAGACUCCAGACUGGGGUCUUCACCAAGUGGAAGCCCUCCUCGACAGAAAGGAUAUUAACGGGAAUACUUUUGCCGUCAUGACAUUCUUCGGAGAACACACAUUGCACCACAUGUUUCCUACGCUCGACCACGGAAUACUUAAAUACUUAAAACCUAUAUUUUUAGAACAUUGCGAAAAAUACCAAGCCAACUAUAAGGUGUCCACGCAGUUCCAAAUGGUUAUAGGACAGAUAAGGGAAAAUUUGCGAACUGAAUUUAAAAGCAUCGAAGCCUUAUAAUUGUAUAGUCUACUCAUGUUUUAAUACCUUCUACUUUUAAUAAUGCAAUCUUUAUUUUUCGAAUGUAAUAUUAUUUUUGAUAU